Molecule: messenger RNA, 2475 nt
Organism: Tachysurus vachellii
Lineage: Eukaryota; Metazoa; Chordata; Actinopteri; Siluriformes; Bagridae
Gene: abcb8
Product: ATP-binding cassette, sub-family B (MDR/TAP), member 8
Exons: 16
Coding region: 130-2268 (712 amino acids)
Biological process (GO): transmembrane transport
Cellular component (GO): membrane
Molecular function (GO): ABC-type oligopeptide transporter activity; ATP binding; ATP hydrolysis activity
Source: RefSeq, a predicted model, not a curated record
UUGAGGGACACUUUGAUUGUUUAAAAAUGGCUGCGAAUGUAUAGCUUGCUGUAAACACCCUUGAAUUACACUGCUGUUGGUUUAAAACAUUUGUAAAGUUCAGUAAGUGUUCAUAAUCAGAAAGUGAUCAUGUUUUACAUUUUGCGCUGCAGUCGAUUAACACAAGGUUCGGAUCGAUUACUGCGAUAUAAUGUGACAAAAUCAAAGGAGUCGCUGCUGCAUUCGAGCCGAUAUGGACAGCGCUCAAGACAAUGGACCACUUAUCAAUCCUCAACCCAACACUCCACCAAAAGCACAAUCAUCCGGAUGUGGACCCAGGCUCAAAAAACUCUCCAACUUGUGACUCGGCAUCACCUCAAGUCACCUAGAGUGGCCUUGACCUUUGUGGUGGGACCAGCUGCUCUAACGCUUACUGCAAGGCUCUUCGGCACUGUGGCUUACUGCAGCGCCGAUUACAACAACAACAACCUUCCUCUGAAGGCACAAUCUACAGAGAGAAUCCCAGAAUUCAGCUGGGCGCUCCUCUGGGAGUUCGUCCGUCCACAGAUCCUUGCAUUAACCGGGGCCAUAUUUCUUGCAUUCGGAGCAGCAGCUCUGAACAUCCAGAUUCCACUGAUGCUCGGUGAUCUGGUGAACGUCGUCGCUGAGUACAUGAGGGAACACGUUGGAAAUUACAUGAGGGACAUUCGAGCACCUGCGUUCAAGCUGCUUGGCCUAUAUGGCCUCCAGGGUCUACUGACCACCGGAUACAUCAUCCUUCUGUCCCGGGUCGGAGAGAGCGUUGCUGCAGAGAUGAGGAAAUCGCUCUUUGCAUCUUUGCUAAGACAGGAUGUGGCGUUCUUUGACGCCAAUAAGACGGGGCAGCUAGUGAACCGCCUCACUGCUGACAUUCAGGAGUUCAAGUCUUCGUUCAAGCUGGUUAUCUCUCAGGGUUUACGGAGCGUCACGCAGACCGUCGGCUGCUUCGUGUCCCUCUACGUGAUCUCCCCGAAGCUGACGGGGCUGAUGGUGGUGGUGCUGCCGUGUCUCGUCGGUGCCGGCGCUCUCAUCGGCUCCUUUCUGCGCAAGCUUUCUCGAAAAGCCCAAGAACAGGUGUCUAAAGCCACAGGUGUCGCUGAUGAAGCUCUGGGAAACGUGAGGACAGUGAGGGCCUUCGCCAUGGAGGACAGAGAACUGGAAACGUACGCCACAGAGGUAGAGAAAUCCGCCACGAUGAACGAGGCCUUGGGAAGAGGAAUCGCAGUGUUUCAGGGACUUUCGAACAUCGUCCUGAACUGUUUAGUCCUUGGCACUAUUUUCGCCGGCGGAUCCUUAAUGGCGCAUAACGACAUGACCCCAGGUGACCUCAUGUCAUUUCUGGUGGCCUCGCAAACAGUUCAAAGGUCCCUGGCCAGCAUAUCCAUCCUGUUUGGGCAGAUGGUCAGAGGUACGAGUGCAGGAGCUCGUGUUUUUGAGUACAUGACCUUAGAACCUACCAUCUCACUGACAGGCGGGAGACGCAUCCCGCGGGAGUCUUUGAAGGGAAGGGUAGACUUCCUGGACGUCAACUUCAGUUACCCGACAAGACCUGGCACCCAGAUCCUCAAGAGCCUCAACCUGACUCUACCUCCAUAUAAAACAGUGGCUAUAGUGGGAGAAUCCGGGGGAGGUAAAUCCACGGUGGCGGCGCUGCUUGAGCGCUUCUACGACCCGAGCAGUGGAGCGGUCAUGCUGGACGGUCAGGACAUCAGGACGCUGGACCCGUCCUGGCUCAGGGGUCACGUGAUUGGAUUCAUUAGUCAGGAGCCGGUGCUGUUCGGCACCUCCGUGAUGGAGAAUAUCCGAUUCGGGAAGCCCGAUGCCACAGACACUGAAGUGAUGGCUGCAGCCAAGCAGGCCAACGCCCACACCUUCAUCACCAGCUUCCCUGACGGCUAUGACACCGUAGUGGGUGAACGCGGUGUGACGCUGUCAGGCGGGCAGAAGCAGAGGAUUGCCAUCGCUCGAGCUCUUGUGAAGAACCCAAGCGUUCUGAUUCUGGACGAGGCCACGAGUGCGCUGGACGCCGAGUCAGAGCACGUGGUACAGGAGGCGCUGGACCGAGCCACAGAAGGACGUACCGUCCUCAUCAUCGCCCACCGCCUCAGUACCAUCCAGGGGGCGGACCUUAUCUGCGUCAUGAGCAGCGGCAGAGUGGUGGAGGCUGGAACUCACGUGGAGUUACUGAGCAGAGGAGGUCUGUACGCCGAUCUGAUCAAAAGACAGCGAGCUAACCAACAGAAGCACUGAGACCCAGGAAGCGAACCCCCAUCUGCGGUCCCUAAUAUAUAACACAACAAUUUUACAUGCAUUCGAUAUUAGAUCAGUGAUUAAAGCUCUUCGAAGUGGAAAUAUUUUAACUGAGAUUUUUAAAAACCAUUUAAAACGUAAAAGUGUCAUUUCCAUGUCGUGUAUGUCAAAAAAAAAAAAAUGUAAAUAAAUGUCGAUACACUCGAA